Messenger RNA from Calypte anna (Anna's hummingbird), 417 nucleotides. RefSeq names its product transmembrane inner ear (gene TMIE). Bases 1 to 417 code for a protein of 138 amino acids. The transcript is spliced from 4 exons. The record is from RefSeq and is a predicted model, not a curated record. Lineage: Eukaryota; Metazoa; Chordata; Aves; Apodiformes; Trochilidae.
AUGGGUGACACAGCACAAGACCCAAGCCCUGUGCCUUGCUGGGCCACCACAGCACCCCCAAAAAAGAAACCGGACCCUGUUACUUCGGAGACGGUGGUGAUCUGGGGGCUGCGCCUCUGGCAGGUGGUUGGUAUCUUUGCCAUCUUUGUCCUCUCAGUCAUUAUCACACUCUGCUGUAUCUUCAAGUGCCGGAUUCCCCGGACAAGGAAAGAGAUCGAAGCCCGGUAUGCCCAGAGACAAGCAGCCAAGACAUAUGCUGACAAACUGGAGACUGUGCCACCCCUCAACGAGCUGACAGAGAUCCCUGGAGGCUCUACUGAAACUCUCCUAACUCUCUCUGGUCAUGUCCAGUCCAGACCUCUCAACUCCCUGCCUGUGGUGAAAGAAGAAGAUGAAAUGGCCCUGCAAGGAAAUUAG